GAAACUAUUUCAGGCGGGGCUGCGGGGCGGUGUGGAGGCGCUUCCUCCUCCCACAGAACGUGCCCUGGCAAGGCCAGAAAGCCGCUCGCCAUGUCAGCUGCAGAGGCGGGGGAUGUUUUCCACAGAGCCAGGGGCAGGACCCUGGACGCAUUUUCCUCAGAAAAAGAAAGGGAAUGGAAAGGCCCAUUCUACUUCAUUCAAGGUGCAGACCCCCAGUUUGGGCUGAUGAAGGCCUGGUCCACUGGGGAUUGUGACAAUGGCGGUGAUGAGUGGGGGCAGGAGAUCCUUCUCACUGAACAAGCUGUUGAAGCCAUCAACAAGCUGAACCCCAAACCCAAAUUCUUUGUUCUUUGUGGCGACCUUAUCCAUGCCAUGCCAGGAACUCCCUGGCGGAAAGAGCAGACCAAAGACCUGCAGCGAGUACUGAAGGCCGUUGAUCGGGACAUCCCUCUGGUGCUGGUCAGUGGCAACCAUGACUUGGGCAAUGUCCCCACAGCCGCAACUGUGGAAGAGUUCUGCCAGACGUGGGGAGAUGACUACUUCAGCUUCUGGGUCGGGGGCGUCCUGUUCCUGGUGCUCAACUCCCAGUUCUUGUACGAUGCCUCUAGGUGCCCUGACCUGAAGCAGGCCCAGGACCACUGGCUGGACCAGCAGCUAAGCAUCGCAGAGCAGCAGCAGUGCCAGCAUGCCAUUGUCUUCCAGCAUAUCCCACUGUUCCUGCAGAGCAUUGAUGAGGAUGACGACUACUUCAACCUCACCAAAGCCGUGCGGAAGCAGCUAGCAGACAAGCUCACUAGAGCAGGUAUCAGAGCUGUGUUCUCAGGCCACUAUCACAGGAAUGCUGGAGGAUCCUACCAGGAUCUUGACAUGGUGGUUUCAUCUGCCAUCGGGUGCCAGCUAGGCAAAGACACCCACGGGCUCCGUGUGGUGGUCAUCACUGCUGAGAAAAUUGUUCACCGCUACUAUAGUUUAGAUGAGCUGAGCAAGAGAGGGCUGGAUGAGGACCUGAAGCAGCUGCUGAAGGAGUGAUUCCCCACAAAAUCCACCAGUUUUCAAGCUCAUGGUCUUCCAUUUCGCCAAAAUAUUCAUAGCCCCUUAUAGAAAUGUUUGAGUAGACAGGCAGGUUUGUGAACAGAUGUCCUUUUACAUAAAUCAAAGUACGUGGUCCUGUCCUCAAUUAUAUUCAAAAAAGACUGUCUUUCCUUUUAAAAAUCCAGAAAUGAAGGCCGUAGGUAUUUUCUAAUUAUGGUGUGAGACUUUCCAGAGGAUGUUUGGGUAAAUUCUCCUCAUUGCGCAGUUCUGCCCUUGAAUCCCGCUGUUUCUGAGCACUUACAAUCAAUAUCCACCUACUGCCCUCCAUCACAACCCAGUUCCCAAGUGUGAUGUUUAAUAAUUCCUCCAACAAACUGCAUCUGCUUUUCUUAAAUUGUGGUCAUGACUCCCCGAGUGCUAAGAAAACAAAGCACCCCCUCCUUCCUGGCAGACCAAAUUAGCACCACUCCAUCCCGGGGCCACAUGGAUUGGUCAUAACAAGGAACUGCACAGCCACAUUGGCUGUGAACGUCAGGACUCAUGUAACUGCCAAUGGUAUGAGCAUGAUGCAGGUAGUCCAUGUGAGCGUGUGCCUGCCUUCUGAUGCCAAACGUCACCUUCUGGCAUGUAUAGACUGUGUGUUCCAGAAGACCCAAGUGGGGGCUGUAGCAUGAGACCUGCACAGCCCACUGUUUGUCUUUAUUCUGCUGCAGGCAGCCCACAGCAUCAUCAGAUCACUCUGGCUGCUGGGAAAGCUGGACCAACACAGACUUCUGAGAACACAGAAGUCUGAGAACACAGAACUGUGACAGUGGGCAAAUUAUAGCACAUUAAUGCCACUGAUGUGCAAUAUCCCUGGAGAGAAGCCAGUGUGAGUUACUUAAAAUCCCUUUCACCAUGGAACCUGCUCAGCUGCUCCUCUGGGAGCUCUGACCUCUGUGGAUUUUCUUCUGUGCAUCAGCUGUCCUGGUGCUCCAGGAUUGAGGGCCCCUCCAUCCUGCCAGGGAAGUUUUACAGUGCCCUGCAGUGGCACUGGGGAAUCCCAGACUGACUUUAAAAACUCACUGGCUAAAAAUGAACUGCAAAGCCCAUUAAAUUAAAAACUUUCAUGUUAAAAAGUUUUAGUCAAAAUAGCAAAACCAUGAGAAAUUAAAUGAAAAGAUAAUUGGAUAUGUAAAUUCAUAAGGAACAAAAGAUACAAGAAGUUAAUUAUGUUACAGACUGGUGACACACCAGAGCUCAUUGUUAGGAAGCACAAGAAAAUUAAAUUUUUCAGACCGGAGUGAUCUUGUGUGCUUUGCCAUGUUCCUGACUGGUUUGUUUUUUACAGCAGAAUAAGGAGUCAAGAGAGGAUUUGGGUGAGGGGCAUGAAAUUAGUCCACCUGUUCCAAAUCUAGAUCUGAGAUCCCUGGGCCCAAAGCAUGUAUGGGCUUGACUCCAUCAUGGGAGAAAGUUUAAUCAAAGUGGGCUGAAGGCAUGCCCUUUGUCCAAGUUACAUACAAAAGACACAGCCCCAGAAUAAGGACAAGGAUAUGGGAUAAAGCAAUGGAAAUGAAGUAAGUAAAUCCUUAUUCCUAAAACACAUAAAUUGAAGGAGCUGGUUCAGAAACCCAUGACUACGCUAAGGAGAGCAAUGGCGUGGCAUCUAAGUUUUCAGUGGAGCAGCUGCGUCCAGGUGGGGCUUGCUGCUGUAGGGAACACAAAUGUAUCCAUGUAAUUCAGGCAGUAUGCCACUAUUCCAUUCACUCCUUUUUCUCUUGUUAAAAAAAACUCAUUAAAAAAUAAUAAAGCCUUCCUACAUACA
Molecule: messenger RNA, 2836 nt
Organism: Meriones unguiculatus (Mongolian gerbil)
Lineage: Eukaryota; Metazoa; Chordata; Mammalia; Rodentia; Muridae
Gene: Cpped1
Product: calcineurin like phosphoesterase domain containing 1
Exons: 4
Coding region: 91-1029 (312 amino acids)
Molecular function (GO): hydrolase activity
Source: RefSeq, a predicted model, not a curated record